Chiloscyllium plagiosum (whitespotted bambooshark) is the source of this 1663-nucleotide messenger RNA. Its product is annotated as N(4)-(beta-N-acetylglucosaminyl)-L-asparaginase-like. Lineage: Eukaryota; Metazoa; Chordata; Chondrichthyes; Orectolobiformes; Hemiscylliidae. Gene Ontology annotation, molecular function: N4-(beta-N-acetylglucosaminyl)-L-asparaginase activity. Gene Ontology annotation, cellular component: cytoplasm; lysosome. Gene Ontology annotation, biological process: protein deglycosylation. The record is from RefSeq and is a predicted model, not a curated record.
AGAGGGAGCAAUUGCAAGAAAAGAAUAAGAAAUUUCUCACAUCCCUGUUAUGUGAAGGGGCGGUGAUUUGAGGCAAUGACAGAUUAGGAAAACCGAAUCUUGCAGUUAAAUAGUGCCCGAACAGCUAAAUUUAUUUUUAAACAAGGAAGCAGUUCGCCGUCCUUUUGCAGCCACCGUAGGUGGGUGUGUAAGAGGAAGUCCUGAGCUUGAUGGGCUGAGUAGUAGCGGAGCUUUCUGUGAAUGGGAGCCCGCUUCGCGUUGCUAUGGGAUUCCCGGGCUACGUUCCACUGAUCCUCGCGCUCAGCGCCUCCUGCUUCCUGGCUGCUGCCCAGCUCCCCCUGGUCACCAAUACUUGGCCUUUUAAAGACGCAACACAGCGAGCAUGGGACACUCUUCAUUCUGGAGGUUCAGCAUUGGAUGCAGUAGAGAAAGGCUGCAGCCAGUGUGAGUUUGAGCAGUGUGAUGGUACUGUGGGAUAUGGUGGAAGUCCAGAUGAACGCGGGGAGACGACACUGGAUGCUAUGAUUAUGAAUGGUAACACAAUUGAGGUUGGAGCAGUUGGAAACCUGCGAAGAAUUAAAAGUGCAAUCAGCGUUGCAAGAGCAGUGAUGGAACAUAGCAGUCAUUCAUUGUUGGUGGGAGAGUCAGCAUCAAUCUUUGCUCAGAAUAUGGGAUUCCUCAGUGAAGACUUAACAUCAAAUAAAUCUCUGUCCAUCCAUGCAGAAUGGCUGAGCAAAAAAUGCCAGCCCAAUUACUGGAAGAAUGUCUUUCCAAAUGCUAAAACGUCUUGUGGACCAUAUAAACGAAAGGAAGGGCAAUGGGCAAAAAGACAUAGAAUGCCAGCACAUGUGGUCGAUGUUCACAACCAUGAUACCAUUGGUAUGAUUGUAAUUGAUAAGAGUAGAAGUAUAGUGGCUGGAACAUCUACUAAUGGUGCAACGCAUAAAAUCCCAGGCCGUGUGGGAGAUUCACCAAUAGUUGGGGCAGGUGCUUAUGCCGAUAGCACAGCCGGAGCUGCAGCUGCUACAGGAAUGGGCGAUAUUAUGAUGCGGUUUCUCCCAAGUUACCAGGCAGUGGAAUAUAUGAGAUUGGGAAUGGAACCAACUACAGCUUGCCAGAAAGUUAUUGCAAGAAUUCAGAAGUAUUACCCAAAGUUUUUUGGCGCAAUCAUCUGUGCGAACAGAACUGGAGGUUAUGGUGCUGCAUGCAGUAAAUGUCUAGGAUUCAACCAAUUCCACUUUAUGGUUCACAAUCCAUCAGGGACCUCGGAGCAGAUAGUGGAUUGCAUUUAAAGCUACAGUGAUGCAUCACUUUCAACGACUUUAAGGCUUGUUAUCAUUUGCACUCACUUUUGAACCUAAAUGACACCUUGCAAUCUGUUAACGUAUCGUAAGAAACCUUGUUGUCAUGUGAUUUGGUAACUGGACCAUAUUGAUUGCCAAUAUAGUCUUUGCAGAUUGUUUGUCUUUGAAUUUUGAGAUGUAUUCUAAAUGUGAACACUCUUUGUUCAUGUGCAUGCACAUGAACACUUGACCUUUCAGAAUCCGCUGAGCUUGUGUCAUUAUUAGACCAUGAUUGAUCUAUACCAUGAGUCCAGGAGAAAGUGAGGACUGCAGAUGCUGGCGAUCAGUGUUAAAAGGUGUGGCUUUGGAAAAGCACAGCA